Thamnophis elegans (Western terrestrial garter snake) is the source of this 708-nucleotide messenger RNA. It is a transcript of the gene C6HXorf38, whose product is annotated as chromosome 6 CXorf38 homolog. NCBI's taxonomy places the organism in Eukaryota, Metazoa, Chordata, Lepidosauria, Squamata, Natricidae. The record is from RefSeq and is a predicted model, not a curated record. Bases 1 to 708 code for a protein of 235 amino acids. The transcript has 5 exons.
AUGGCGCUGGCAGAACUGGCUGCGCGACUUAACUGCGCCAAAUAUAAAAACUGGCUGAAGGACAGGCAUAGCCACCACCUCUUGAAAGCUGCUCUGCAGCACUUCGCCGAUGAGCAAAUUCAUGUCUUCCACCGUCAUUCCGUGCACUUGAAAGAAAUCUACAAGAACUUGGAAUUAGUUCUUCGCAAACUUAAAUAUGAAGACCAUGGUUGGCAAGUGUGUGAGGACUUGAAGGUCUCGUGCAUGCUGCUCCGGCAACAAGCUGGAAAUAUUGUUUUCUUGAUUUCUGAGACAGGAACAAACAGCACUGGCCAUGUAUGUUUUUCUUCAUCAUUCAGGCUUAUAGGCCUCACGGGAAAAUCAAUACUUAUGGUCCUGACAAGUGACAUCAACACUCUUAAAACCUUUUUAUUUCAUAUUCAUGUCAACAAUAUUUAUCCAAAGAAAAUCAGAGAGGUGAUAAAGUGCCACAAUGAACUAAUGCAUUCUGCAGACAUGAAAGUCUCUUUUUCCUGUCUGAAAGAAUUUGGAAAUCAUGUCCAAAAUGUGCUGACUGAAUUCUAUCAGGAGCCAGAGACUCAGACAUCUUGUCAUAGGAUAGAAAAGGCCAUAAAACCUAUUAAAAAUUUCAUAGAACCUCUGAUGCUCAAAAUGGCAGCUGUGACUAUUUUUGUGGAAACAAGACUUAUGUUUUCCAGUGUUUCUUAA